AUGCAUAGGACUAAAAAUAGGAGAAAUCCAGCCUUGCUUAACUUUUUAACUGCCCUUGUGGCAAGUAUCUUUCUCUAAAAUGCUGGAUAUAAAUUUUGUCAUUUUAUAUAUAAAAAUUUGAAUUUAAAUUCAGUGGGAGAAAUUCAUAUACAAAUGAGCUCAGAUUUUAAAUAAGAUGGAACUCCAUUUACUAAAUUGUUUUAAAGAUUAGAAAAAAUUCAUCAAUCCCCUGUUUUUAACGCUGAUUGUGUCCAACACCAAGAUGAUGUGUAUAUAAAAGACCAGUCCCCUGAAUAAGUCUGUAAGAAAUUGGAAUUCACUCCAUGUUUGAAGUCUCCUAAAUCAAUUUCAACCUUAUUCUCCAUUAAAUCAUUAGACAACCAAAAAGGCAAAUAUAUUCAUUAUUUCUCCUGCCAGAUAAAUCAACUUUGA
Messenger RNA from Paramecium tetraurelia, 432 nucleotides. RefSeq lists its product as uncharacterized. The transcript has 2 exons. The record is from RefSeq and is a predicted model, not a curated record. NCBI's taxonomy places the organism in Eukaryota, Ciliophora, Oligohymenophorea, Peniculida, Parameciidae.